CGCUGUACAUAAUAUCAUUAAAAUAUGUUCAUUAAUGAAAAAGUUAUUUCUGAAACCUUAUUCUGAAUAACUACACAUGCUUAUAAUGGAUAAUAAAAAUUUAUCCGAUAUUUUAUGUUCGGUGGAUAACGGAAUACUAAACAUUAGAUUAAAUCGACCAAAAAAAAAAAAUGCUAUUACUAUUUCUAUGUACAAAGAUUUAAUAAAAAUUCUACGUGAAUCUAUUCAAGAUAGUACCAUAUAUAUAGUCAUCUUAAGUGGUAAUGGAAGUUUUUUCAGUAGUGGCAAUGAUUUUAAAUCUUCAUUAACAAGUCAAGAUGAAGAUAAUUUUGAUAUCAAAAGUAUAAUUAAUGUCUUGAAAGAAUUUGUAGAAAUGUUAAUUAGAUAUCCUAAACUUUUAAUAGCUAUUGUAAAUGGUCCUGCAAUCGGAAUAGCAGUAACAAUGCUUCCAUUAUUUGACAUUGUAUAUGCAGCAGAUACUGCUUAUUUUGAAACACCAUUUACAAGAUUAGGCCUUAGUGCAGAAGGAUGUUCUACAUAUACAUUUCCUAAUAUAUUUGGGAAGUCUAAGGCUAGUGAAAUGUUAUAUUUAGGAUAUAAAAUGAGUGCACUUGAAGCUAAACACUAUGGUUUCGUUAAUGAAGUAUACAAAUAUCAAAAUUUAGAUGAAGUUUGGACAUAUUUAAAAAAGUUGACUAAACUUUCAUUAGAGUCUAUAUUGGCAAUUAAAUGUUUAAUUAACAGAUGGCAUCAGGACAUUUUAUUGGAAGUUAAUGAAGCAGAAAUGACUAAACUUAUAAAGCUUUUACAAUCUCCUGAAUGCAUAGAAAGAUUAAUAAGUGUUACAUUACAUAAAAGCAAACUUUAAAUAUUUAAUUUUACAUUUACCUAUUUCAUGAUAUGAAGUAUAAAUAUUUGUUUUAUCAUUUCAAUCUGUUUUAUUUACUACAGAAUUUUUUAAUAUAAAAGUUAUAUUGUCAGAUACUUCUGAUAGCAUAAUUUCCUACAAAAUAUUUAAAAAUAAUUAUUAAUUUAAUGUCUAGUUUUAAUAUUUAGUAUUAAAUUAUUCUUACUUGAAUUAUUUUAUCCGAAAUUGGUUGUUGGUAAUGUUCCCAUUUCAAAAGCUGGUUUAUGGUGAAAUUUGAUUUUAAAGUUUUAUCUCCUAGAAAUUGAUAACCUGUAGCACCUUUUUGAUGUAAUUUUUCUGAUGUUUCCUCUGAUUUUUUAUAGCCAUUGCAAGAACACUUCAUUAAAUCAUGCGUUAAACAAUUCGUAUUUACUGUUAAUGUAAAUAAAUCCUACAGAUAUUACAAAUAUUAUAAAUUAUUUGAUACUGCUUCAAUGUUUAAAAUACAUAAAUAAAAUA
Molecule: messenger RNA, 1366 nt
Organism: Bombus pascuorum
Lineage: Eukaryota; Metazoa; Arthropoda; Insecta; Hymenoptera; Apidae
Product: enoyl-CoA delta isomerase 2
Exons: 6
Coding region: 77-868 (263 amino acids)
Source: RefSeq, a predicted model, not a curated record